AUAUGGGUGGUUGCCAACUUGCAGCGAAAUGGAGAACGGAGGAGGCAAGCCAGUCCAUAUCCCCAAUCAUCCAAUACUGAGGAGUGAGAAAUUACUGAAGUAUAUUCUGGAGAGCAGCGUCUACCCACGCGAGCCGGAGCCUCUCCGAGAGUUGAGAAAUGCCACCGACAACCACCCUCUGCACUUCAUCGCCGCUUCCCCUGAUGUGGGUCAGCUCAUCGCCUUGCUCUUGAAGCUCCUGAGCGCCAAAAAGACCAUUGAAGUUGGAGUUUUCACAGGCUACUCCCUUCUCCUCACCGCGCUUAACAUUCCUGAUGAUGGAAAGAUUAUAGCGAUGGAUCCGGCCAGAAAUUUUUAUGAACUUGGGCUUCCGUUCAUCAAAAAGGCCGGCGUGGAGCACAAGAUUGAUUUCUUGGAAUCCCCAGCUAUGCCGGUUCUGGAUAAACUCUUGGAAGAUCCGGCAAACGAAGGAAGCUUUGACUUCGCGUUCGUGGAUGCAGACAAGGACAACUACUGGAAUUACCAUGAGAGGCUGAUGAAAUUGGUGAGGAUUGGAGGGAUAAUCGCGUACGAUAACACGCUUUGGGGCGGAAGUGUAGCGAUGCCGGAAGAGGAAGUUCCAGAACAGAAAAGAGAAUGGAGGAAGCACGCAAUUGCCUUCAACAAAGCGAUCGCGGAGGAUUCUCGUGUGGAGCUUGCGUUUGCUUCCAUCGGUGAUGGCCUCAGCAUCUGCAGGCGCCUUCGCUGAUUCUAAAUUUUCAUUCCAAUCUCUGUGUGGUAUCAAAUAUCAAUAACCUUCCUAAGUUUGGUAGCAAAUGGGUAUAGUUGGCUCGAGAGCCAAAAUGGAUGUAUCACAAUAAAUUGAAUAUUGAAUAUUUCGUACUAAAUCUCAUAUGCAUAUUUAGCUUCUUGGUUA
Molecule: messenger RNA, 916 nt
Organism: Neltuma alba
Lineage: Eukaryota; Viridiplantae; Streptophyta; Magnoliopsida; Fabales; Fabaceae
Product: probable caffeoyl-CoA O-methyltransferase At4g26220
Exons: 5
Coding region: 29-748 (239 amino acids)
Molecular function (GO): O-methyltransferase activity; S-adenosylmethionine-dependent methyltransferase activity
Source: RefSeq, a predicted model, not a curated record